AUGACCCGCCCUCCAUCACAGCCAAUCGCCAUCUCCGGCACUCCCGUGCAAGUCCUCCAAGACAUCCACGCCCAACUCUGCCUACGCCCGUACGUCUUUGACGAGUUCCACAUGCUCGUCUGGCGCCACAUCCUCCGGCACAAAAUCCCUCGAUUACCCGAACUGGCGCAGAUCGUGAAUCCAUGGCUGGAGAAGGGGCUUCCACUGCAACUCUGCCCUGUCAUCGUUUCCUUUCUUCAGAUGUAUGGACCGAUGCUGUGGGGAGAGAAGAGCCGAAGCCACUUGAGCCGGAAGACGACUCGCUUGGGACAGCAAGGGUUCUGGCCGAAUUACGGGCAUCUGAACCCGCGCCCGGUCUACCGAAUCGACAGCACGAUGGCACCGAGCACGUUGUCCGCAUGGCACAGGUUUGCGGGGAGGAGAUCUGGCGGGCCUUCCGUGGAGGAGAAGAUACUUUAUUCUCCGCUUGGACGGUUGAUGAGGGUGUAUAUUUUUGCGGCUCUGAGGAAUAGUUUGGAGGUUGGUGGUUUCGAGAGAGCGAUUGAGUUGGAUGAUCGCGAGUUGGUGCAUCGGAUAUUGGUGGCGGAUGUGGAAGAGGUGCAGACCCAUUCGGCUUACCUGACGAAUGAAGAGGUCAUGAAAAUGCAGUGGUACAUGACGGCGACGGGUGGCAUGGGAGGGCUUCCUUGA
Molecule: messenger RNA, 690 nt
Organism: Lecanosticta acicola
Lineage: Eukaryota; Fungi; Ascomycota; Dothideomycetes; Mycosphaerellales; Mycosphaerellaceae
Source: the annotation of a GenBank genome assembly